This is a messenger RNA of Rhipicephalus sanguineus (brown dog tick), 1394 nucleotides long. RefSeq names its product ankyrin repeat family A protein 2. The record is from RefSeq and is a predicted model, not a curated record. NCBI's taxonomy places the organism in Eukaryota, Metazoa, Arthropoda, Arachnida, Ixodida, Ixodidae. Gene Ontology annotation, molecular function: protein binding. Gene Ontology annotation, cellular component: cytoplasm; nucleus. The transcript has 7 exons. The coding region runs from base 241 to 882 and encodes 213 amino acids.
GCUUCCGGAAGUUAAGUCUGAGAGAACGAAGGCAAGGAGAAGCCAUGGAAAGGACGGAAAGAGCACGGAAAGAGAAGUCGGAAACACGGAACACCUAAAAAAAUCGGAAAGGCCCUCCGUCGACUUCGACCGUGAACAGCUGUAAAGCAAGCGCUCACACAUGGAACGAAGCAGCUGAUGCGAAGCCAUGAAUGAGAGGCGCACCAUCGCAACGACUGAGACAACUCCCUGAAGGGUGUCAUGCCUCACGUAUGUCCGGAGACACUCAUCGAGCAAUCAAGGCCCGAGGGCAGCUCAGCUCUCCAGGGAGACACUAACAGGAGCGCUUUCACGCCUUAUAAGUCAUCAACUGUCCUGACCAAUCUUCAACGUGGAAAUGUGCCUACCCAGACACAAGUUGUUCCCCUCAGGCGUUGCAUUCAUCAGCUGUCGGCGCAGGGAGAGAUCUCACCAGAUCAGAUAACAUCUGAGCGGCUGGACCUGCGCGAUGAGGCAGGCCUGACGCCACUUUUGUGGGCCAGCGCACAUGGCCAGCUGUCAACAGUGCGUCACCUGCUUGCCAAGGGCGCACAGGUUGGCGCACAGGGCCUCAGGGGUGAGACUGCUCUGCUGCUCGCUGCUGCUCAGGGGCACUCGCACGUUGUGCGCUAUCUGCUGCAACACGGUGCCAGCCCAAACCAGGCAGACCAGGAAGGGAACACUGCCCUAAUGUAUGCUGCCCUUGGAAACCAUGCUGCCACAGCUCAAGAAUUACUGUCAAGUGGCGCUGACAUGUGUGCUCAGAAUAAUGUCUUUGACACUGCUUAUGACCUUUCAGUGACAAUGAGUGCACGACAAGUGCAGCAAGUCUUGGACAAUUUCAUUUUGAAGCUGCUUCAGUGAGAUGUGGUUCAGUAUCGCUAUUGUGACAGAAGCCAUUUUGAGCAUUUGGACUUCUACAGUGCUGCAUUGUGUGGAUGCUUUUGAGCUGCACACUGGACACUUGCAAUGUGAUCUGCCCAUUUUAUUCACGCAAUCCUUCUGCAGAUAACGUUUUCGGUUAACUGCACGAGGUGUGAACUUUUGACACCGGUGCUGCCUAAUGGACAGCAGUUGUAAUAGUAGUAUGCUGCAUCAGAUGGCAUGAUUAGCGAAGCGUCGAUGUAGGUACUGAAAUUUCUGCAAUGGUCGUCAUUGUACCAAAAUGGCAAGUUGGGCAAGUUGGUGCAUAAUUAUUUCUAGAAGAAAACAGUGCACAGAAAACAAGGAGAAAAGAGUCUUGUCUGUAACUGCAGAGCUCUUUGCAAUGCCAGGCGGCCUUUAUGAUGGACGUUGACAACAAGCAUCGAGUGUGCAUCAAAGGUUGUGCUAAUUGUAGUGAAGACACCAUGACCGUUUGAUACCAUACUAUGGUA